UGUGGGUUUGAUCAGUCACCUCAGUUGGACUUGCACCGCCAUCAAGAUGCACGCACUCUGGACCAUAUCUGCCCUUCACAUGUUCUCCUGGUUUGCAGAGGCGACAGGUAGCGGCAUUGUGGGCGGAAAGGUUGCAAAGCCUCAUUCCAAACCCUACAUGGCAUCUCUGCAGGUCCGAGGACAGCACACGUGUGGCGGGAUACUAAUACGUGAGGACUUUGUUCUGACUGCAGCCCAUUGCAAACUCGAUCAGACCAUGACUGUUGUACUGGGAGCACAUGACAUCACCAAGAAGGAGAAAAGCCAGCAACACAUCCAAGUGGCCGAGUACCAUCCUCAUCCCAAUUUCCGCGGAAAGUACAACUAUGACAUUAUGCUACUGAAGUUGAAACCUAAGGCCACACUCAACAGGUACGUGAAGCCGAUGGGACUACCCAAGAAGGCAGGGAAGACCCCUGCCAACAUCAGAUGCACGGUUGCCGGCUGGGGCCAGACCUCAAAGAAGUCAAAGAUGUCCCCUGUACUAAAGGAGACCACCGAGAAGAUCCAGUUCAGCUUUGAGUGCAAAUACAUCUGGCAAUACCACUUUGAGAGUGAUCUCAUGACAUGCACCAAGCCCGACAAGUGGGGAGGGGUUUGCCAGGGAGACUCUGGGGGUCCGUUAAUCUGCAACACCAGGCCUGUAGGAAUAACGGUUUUCACCUACAAAAAUGACUGCAGUGAUCGCAGGUAUCCACAUGUCUUCAUGAAAAUCCACCCCUUCCUGCCCUGGAUUAAGAAAGUGAUGGAGGGGAAUGUUGUGGUUUGAG
Molecule: messenger RNA, 809 nt
Organism: Entelurus aequoreus (snake pipefish)
Lineage: Eukaryota; Metazoa; Chordata; Actinopteri; Syngnathiformes; Syngnathidae
Product: granzyme B(G,H)-like
Exons: 5
Coding region: 47-808 (253 amino acids)
Biological process (GO): proteolysis
Molecular function (GO): serine-type endopeptidase activity
Source: RefSeq, a predicted model, not a curated record